Rhinocladiella mackenziei CBS 650.93 is the source of this 1596-nucleotide messenger RNA. RefSeq lists its product as uncharacterized. Gene Ontology annotation, molecular function: carbohydrate:proton symporter activity. Gene Ontology annotation, biological process: transmembrane transport; carbohydrate transport. Lineage: Eukaryota; Fungi; Ascomycota; Eurotiomycetes; Chaetothyriales; Herpotrichiellaceae. Bases 1 to 1596 code for a protein of 531 amino acids. The record is from RefSeq and is a predicted model, not a curated record. The transcript has a single exon. Gene Ontology annotation, cellular component: membrane.
AUGGCCUCUUCCGCUAGAUAUCAUCUCCUCCAGCAAGGCGAGUCGUCCGAAACUUCUCCGGCAUAUCAACCUCCUGCCGAACAGGAAAUAAUCAUGGGCAAGAAACUCGGCCUUUUCAGAGCCUGCUACGUCGUCGCGCUAUGUUCAAUCGGUUCCUUCUUGUUCGCGUAUGACACUGGCAUUGUCGGAGGGGUCUUGACCCUGAAAAGCUUUCAGAAUGACUUCCGCUAUACUAAAGCCGAGAAGACCCAAGUCAAUUCGAAUUGCGUCUCCAUUCUUCAAGCCGGUGCCUUCUUUGGUUGCUUCUUCAUAUGGCCUCUAACCGCCUGGCUGGGCCGUCGAUGGGGCUUUAUCAUUGCCUCGGCUGUCUUCUGCGUUGGCGCCAUUAUGCAAGUCGUCAAUACUCAUUCAAUCGGCGUCUUCUAUGCUGGUCGCGUCAUCUCCGGUCUAGGAACCGGUGCAGCGACCGUCCUCGUUCCCAUGUUUUCGGCAGAAAUGGCUCCCAAGGAAAUCCGAGGCAAACUGGGCUCUUGCUUCCAACUCUUCUUCGCCACCGGAGUCUGUGUCAGUUACUGGGUCGACUACGCGGCUGAAGCAGGCAUCUCAAGCGACUCAUCAACUCAAUGGCAAGUCCCAGUGGGGCUCCAACUGGUCCCAGGUGCUCUGCUUGGACUGGGCAUGCUUCUGGUUAAGGAAUCUGUUCGGUGGCUUGCCAGAAAGGGUCGCAACGAAGAAGCCUACGCAUCUCUUCUCUGGGUCCGAGGCGGUGUCGACAGCCCCGAGAUCCGGGCCGAGUUCUCAGAAAUCCUCUCGGGCGUGGAACUGGAACUCCGCGAAUCUGAAGGGCUGACGUGGAAAGAACUCCUCCUCCCAUCUAACAGACUCAGAAUGAUCAUCGCCAUCACUAUUCAACUUUGUCAACAAUUGACCGGUAACACCUCCCUCGCCUACUAUGCCCCUCAAAUUUUUGCCACCAUCGGUGCUGGAAACAAGACGCUCUUCAUUACUGGCUUCUUUGGAAUUGUGAAGAUCGUAGGUGUGUUGGUCUUCCAGAUCUUCGUCGUCGAACGCAUCGGCCGCAAGAUCCCAUUCAUGGGAGGUGCCUUCGCCAUGGGCAGUUUCAUGCUCAUCAUUGCAUUGAUCGUGGCCACGCAUCCACCGAAACCGUCCGCUACGGGAAUCACUUCAUUCGGAGCUGCGGGUAUUGCCAUGGUCUAUCUUGAAGCUUUCUCCUUCAAUAUGUCUUGGGGUCCUCUUCCAUGGUUGUACAUUGGAGAAAUAUUCCCCAACCGUAUUCGUGAGAUCGGUGUUGCCACCGGCGCAGCCAGUCAAUGGUUGUUUAAUUUUGUCAUGAGCCAGAUCACCCCUCAUGCCAUUGACAAUAUCGGAUGGAGGACAUUCCUCAUGUUCGCCAUCUUCAACUAUGCCAUUAUUUUCUACAGCUAUUUCGUGCUGAGGGAGACCAAGGGCAAGAGUUUGGAAGAGAUGGAAGUCGUCUUUGGCACUGUCGAAAGACUGCCUACCAAAGAUGAUGACGAAGUCGAGUCCCAGGCUGCUCAGGACCGCCCCAAUGAAAUUCAUGAGACUGUCAAAUAA